Vigna angularis (adzuki bean) is the source of this 1147-nucleotide messenger RNA. RefSeq lists its product as uncharacterized. The transcript has 4 exons. Bases 211 to 1062 code for a protein of 283 amino acids. The record is from RefSeq and is a predicted model, not a curated record. NCBI's taxonomy places the organism in Eukaryota, Viridiplantae, Streptophyta, Magnoliopsida, Fabales, Fabaceae.
UUCAUUUUCAAACUCCGCGAAGGGUCUCUCUUCCGUCUUUUAUUCUGAGUCUUCACCGGCCGAAGACUUUAGCAAUAAACUAAAUAUUUUUCAUACUCUCUUGAAGUUUCGAUGGAUGCAGAUUAACGCAUUUUCUUAGCUUGAAUUCAUCGAUCUUGAUCAUUUUAGGAGGCCACAAGGAGCUCAAACCCUUUCAUUUCUUUCCCUGUGAUGGAUCGUCAAUCGGAGAAGGAUACAUAUACGAUCCGUGAAUUAUUGGAAUACCAGCCUCUUGAAAAAGAGAUGUAUACUUAUGAAGCUGAGAAGGAACGAGUGCAUUGCCCUUUGAAAAAGGAUGCCAAGGAAACCCUUCACUUUGAGGAUAACUUGUUUUUUGAAGCUGAAAAUCCAUUCUCAGACAUGAUGCUCAGGGAUCUACUCUUCACAUGUACUGCUGGAUAUCACAGCACAACAAAAAGCCACAUGAAACGGCGUAGAAUGUAUGUGCCUAUUAAUACGAGUGGUUUCUGUCAUUUCAACGUGAAAAAUCAAAAGGUGAAUCAAAGUUUCACCACAGAAAACAAGUUCUUGGAGUUAAUCAAUGAACCAUAUGAUGGUAAUCCUUUACUCACCAGGAUAACGUUAAAGACUUCUCAACUGCGAAACAAUUUCACAGGUUUUGAUCUAAACAACAAUAGCGAACUCUUCAGUCAUGAAAAACGCAAGAAAACCGUACAUCGUGUUUCAUCUUUUGUUAUGGCGUCCAUUGUUUUUCUUUCGGUUGCCAUGGAAAUGUGCAGCCAGUUAUCAAUCAUCCAGCUUCAGCCAAAAUCUGGCCCCAUUUUGUUUUUGUCCACAAUUCUCAAGCUGUUCGGUUUCAUGGCGUAUGUAUCAGCUACUGCAGCGAUGAUUGUUAAUGGUGCACCAUUCCCUGGGAUGCAGAGUUCAAUGCUAAUGUUUUGGGCCACUUUUAUGCUUGUCAAUUCUGCUAAAUCACUCACAGAAGUGUACCUUCCAUUAUUGGGAAUCAUUUUCACAGGCUGUUAUGUGCUCGUGCCAAGCGCCACCACCACAAUUACAUGAAGGUCAACAAUGAAAAUAAUAAGAAGCUGAGCUUCUAACUUAAACCAAUUUCUGUUAUACCUCCUAUAUAUAUAUAUAUAUAUAU